AUGUUAGUCGCUAAUCAAUUAGGACACAAGGUGUCAGGAGCGGGGGGCUCUACUUGUGGAAGUCAUAUGAAGCCACUAAACAGAGAUUACAGAAAGGAAGAGGAUAAGAAAAAAGAAGAGGAAAAGGGCGAGAAACAAGAAAAACAGAGUGUGAAUGAAGACGAAGUGCCUGAUAAUGAACUUGGGGAGUUGAUACGCAAGUUGAAGGUGAUUUUAUCGGGCAAAGGGCUCGCGUCGGAAGACGUUGACAUCGAAAGGGUGAAACAGGUGAUGGAAGAGUAUGAGUCGAACGAAGAGGAAUGGGGGAAAUAUGCGCUCCACGAUCAAUCGAGACCGUACACUAGAAAUGGAGUUGUGGAUAUCAAUGGGAAUGCGAACUUGCUUAUUUUGGUUUGGAGUCCUAAGCGGGCCAGUGCUAUUCACGACCACGCUAACGCUCAUUGCUGCAUGAAGAUCUUGAAAGGAUCGUUACAGGAAUCGCUCUAUGAUAUACCCACAGAAGAAGGACACCAUUUAGAUCCUAAAAAGGAGACCGUGAUGCGUCGCGGUGAGGUGGGUUACAUUUCGGACGCUAUUGGGCUCCAUAAGAUCUCCAACCCACUUCCAGACCAGUAUUCUGUUUCGCUACACUUAUACACGCCUCCAUACGCUUCGAUGUACGGGUGCUCGAUGUACGAGGCCAACAACGGUAGGAAACAUCAUGUUGACAUGAGUAAGUAUUACAGCUGGCAGGGUAAGUUGGUUAACACCAAGAAUAGCUCCCUGUGCUAA
Messenger RNA from Debaryomyces fabryi, 771 nucleotides. RefSeq names its product Cdg1p (gene CDG1). NCBI's taxonomy places the organism in Eukaryota, Fungi, Ascomycota, Pichiomycetes, Serinales, Debaryomycetaceae. Gene Ontology annotation, biological process: L-cysteine catabolic process. The transcript has a single exon. Bases 1 to 771 code for a protein of 256 amino acids. The record is from RefSeq and is a predicted model, not a curated record. Gene Ontology annotation, molecular function: cysteine dioxygenase activity; ferrous iron binding.